AUGCUUGGUCGCCACCGAGAAGAGAUUUUGGAGCUCACGAUGGGGCCCACAGCAGAGAUAUUGAACAAUAUGGAAGGGGACAUCAUACAACGGUUACAAGCAACUUACACGGGGUUACCUUCGCGGUUGCAGUACAAUCCCGACGACAAUGCACACCUAGCACCAUUUGACUUUCUCAACACCGUAUUCCUGCACCUGGAAUAUCACAAAAGCAUCUUUCUAUUGUAUCGACUAUCACAAGCUGUACCGUUGAGCCAGAACAAGCCAUUGCUGUCUUCCGCCAAAGCGAUUAUCAAUGUGAUGACCAUGAUAUACACCCAUCGGGACCGCCUUGGAGAGAUGUUCCUCUUCUUUCCUUGGGCUGUCAUGUCUUAUGGCACCCCUGCUGCAGCCAUUCUUGCCAUAGAAUUGUUGGUCCGACCCCAGUGUCUUGCCCUUAUAGCCAACGUGACGGAGAUUCACCCCCGAUCGGAGAUCAUCCAGGAACUCAGUGUUUUUAUCAGCUGUUUGAAGAGUAUUCCAACGACCGAAGGAAACCAUGCCCCCUGCCGUCGAGUGGCACGUACCCUUCGCAAAAUCCUCGAUCAAGUGCUUGAAUCCCCAGCUAGGACAAUGUCAACCGCUAGCACAGUUUCAACAGCAUCACCGGCGACGGACGCUGAUUCUGCUAUUGGGCUGGAUAUUGACUGGCAAGUAUUUUCCUCGGGUCCUUGUGACCCCGACUACACCCAAUGGUUGGACUCCAGCACCUGGAUGCAAAUGGCCGAUCCUCUCGAUUUUCGCAUGGAGGAUCUUGGGCUAGAAAUCCCGAGCGGGGCCUACUUCAGCGAGCUUACGGAUCCAGAUAUGGCUUUUGACAGUGGUAUCAUUUGA
Messenger RNA from Penicillium longicatenatum, 873 nucleotides. RefSeq names its product fungal specific transcription factor domain-containing protein. Bases 1 to 873 code for a protein of 290 amino acids. The record is from RefSeq and is a predicted model, not a curated record. The transcript has 2 exons. Lineage: Eukaryota; Fungi; Ascomycota; Eurotiomycetes; Eurotiales; Aspergillaceae.